AUGAAUAUUUUUAAAAGAUAUAUAUUUUUUUUAUGUUCGUUUUAUUUAUUAUAUGUAACAUGUUCAUCCAAUAAUAAUAAUAGUAAUAAUAAUAAUAAUAAUUUCAGUAAUAUUAACAAUAAUAAUAGUAAUAAUGGUAUACAUAAUGAUAAUACGAAAAAUAGGCCUGCUGCAGGCUCUUUAAAGAAUAUGGAAGACCUUUUAUCUUAUUUUAAGGAACAUACAAAUAAUAAUAAUAAUAAUGAUAAUCAUGUGGAACUAUUUAAAAAUUUUUUGAAUACAAAUAAAGAAUCAUCAGGUUCUAAUAUAAACACCUUAAUGAAGUUCUUAAAUUCAUCGACUAAAAAUGAUAACACAGGUAACAAUCAUUUAGAUAUUGGAAAAUUGUUAGAUACUUUAAAAGAAUUUAAUAAUGCAAAUAAAAAUAAUAAUGUACCAUCUGGUAAUAAUCCAAAUAAUCAAACAACUAACCCUGCAAAUAAUAAUAAUAAUAAUAAUAAUUUGAAUAAAGAUAAUUAUGUGCAAAUAUUUGGAGAUUUGUUAAAAAAUAUGAACAUCCCAUCGAACAACAACAACAACAACAACAACAACAACAACAACAACAAUAAUAAUAAUAAUAAUAAUAAUAAUAAUAGUAGUAAUAAUAAUAGUAGUAGUAAUAAUAAUAAUAGUAGUAGUAAUAAUAAUAAUAGUAGUAAUAAUAAUAAUAAUAAUGCAAAGGCAGCAAACCCAAUGGAGCAAUUAACCAAUCUAUUUUCGCAUAUAAAUAAUAAUGACCAUCAUGACGAAAAGGGGGAUGGUCAUCCGUUAGAACAUAUAAUGAACCUUUUUGGUCAAGGACAUAAUAAUGGUGAUGCUAAGGGUGGGAAUAACCCACUCGAACAUUUAACAUCGCUACUUGGUCAGGGACAUAAUGAUGGUGAUGGUAAAGGUGGGAAUAACCCACUGGAACACUUAAAAAAGAUAUUUGAUCAAGGACAUAAUGAUGGUGAUGGUAAGGGAGGAAGUAACCCACUCGAACAUUUAACAUCUCUACUUAGUCAAGGACAUAAUGAUGGUGAUGGUAAGGGUGGGAAUAACCCACUUCAACAUUUAACAUCUCUACUUAGUCAAGGACAUAAUAAUGGUGAUGGUAAGGGAGGAAGUAACCCACUCGAACAUUUAACAUCUUUACUUAGUCAAGGACAUAAUGAUGGUGAUGGUAAAGGUGGGAAUAACCCAGCAGAAUACUUAAAAAAGUUAUUUGGUAAUUUACAAGGUAAUAAUGCAAAUGGUAUUAAUGGAAAGAACAUGGGAGAUCUUCAAUCUAUGUUAAACAAUUUAUUGAAUAGUGAAAAAUAUAAGAAGUCUCCAUAUACAUUAGAUAAAACUGUAAGUAGUGGUUUUGGUUCUCGUUCAAAAGAAUCCAUGUUAUUAGAAUAUCAGCAUAAUAAAAGUGAACAAGAAAUAUUAAGAGAAUUACAAGAAUUGAUUAAUAAGAAUAAAAUUAAGAAUGUGAGUGAGAAUAAUGAAAAAUUAAAACAAUAUUUUUCCAUGUUAAAAGGAAAAUAUAAUCCAUAUUCUUAUGAAAGAAAAAUUUUGAAUGAUAUAAUAAAUGAAGAUGAUAUAAAGACUAAAUAUAAUAUUGAUGAUAAUUUUGAAAAGAAUUUAAUAGUGAAUGUACAGAAUGAUAAUAUGGAAUAUGAUGUUGAAAUGAAUAAUGAAGAAAAAGAAAAGAAAACUGAAAUGUUUGAAGAUAUAAAUGAAUUGGAUGAUAAAGAUGCAUUAAGUAGUGGAUCAAUUAAUAGUAGUUUAAUGAGGAAAAACAAAAGUAAAAAUGAAAAAUUAUUAAGAGGUCUUACAACAAAUAUAAAUGAUGAUAAUGAUAAUUUACAUGAAUGUAAUUGUAAUAAUAAAUUAAAUAAUUGUGUAUUAUCAUAUAUAAAUUAUAAUAAUUUAGAAUAUAUGUUACAAAGUUUAGAUAUUGAUGUAAAAGGUUUAAUACGAAAGCAUAUGUUAUUAAAAAAGAAUAAUAAUAACAAUAACAAUAACAAUAACAAUAAUGGUAAUAAUUUAUACUUUGAAAAAAAUGAAUCAUUUCUUUUACCCUUACCACCAUUAACAACCAAAUCUAAUGUUCAAAAUACAUCAAACUAUGUAUUAAGAGUACCACGUGUUUUAUUUUUAGCUAGUCGAAAAUCAUUUUCCUCCUCUUUUGACAGAUCAUUAUUUCAUAUAUAUAAUAUUAUGGAUACGCAAUUAAAAUGGAAUACGUAUUUAUGGGGUUAUGGUUUUAAAUAUUAUCCUAUAUUUUACCCAAAAAAUUUACAUACCUUAUUACAUAGCCAUGAAAAACAAAUAGGAAGUGAACCUUUUGAUCUUAUAUUUGUUCAUUCAAGUUUUGUAUCAAAUUAUUAUAAUUAUUAUUUCUUUUUGAAAAAUAUGCCUAAAAUCACCACACUUAUUUUUAUGAAUGAUGGUUGGGAUAAUAAUGUAAAGAAUAUUUUUUUAAAUUUAUUUCCUCAUGUAUUUUUUCAAAACCAAGUAAACAUAUUUGAAUUUAAUCCUUUAAAUAAUAUUGAUACGGUAGCAGAAAAAAAAAAAUUAUUUCAUAGUUUAUGGAAUAAAGUAACAAGUGGUACAACAGCUCCUAGUAGUAGUAUGCAUGAUCAUGUAAUUACUAAUAAGCAUAAAAAAAGGAAAAAAAUAGAAACAAAAACGAAUAAUGUAGUAAAUAAUGAGGAUGAUGUAUUAUUAACUGGUGAUCAUUCUUCAUCAUCAUCAUCAUCACCACCAUCUAAUAAUAAUAAUAAUAAUAAUAAUAAUAUUAAUAAAUAUGAUGAAGAGGAUGAUGAGGAAAAUAAAACCUUAUGGGCUUUUAUACCACAUGGUGUAAAUCAUUGUUGUUCUAGUCAUUAUUAUAAAUCUUUUAUUAUGAACGAUACUAGCGAUAAUAAUAAUAAUAAUAAUAAUUAUAAUGGUGAGGGAGAAAUGUUACAGGAUGAUAAACAAAAUAGAAAUGUACAAAAGGUUGUGAAUCCUAACUUUUAUUAUGAUCGUGCGAGAAGUUUGGAAAAUCAACAUACACCAGCAUAUGAAUUGAGUUAUUCAUUAUUAGAUUUAUUUUUACAUGAAUGUUCAUUUAAUGAGAAAGAUAUUUUUAAUAAUAGCAAAAGAGAUAUUGAUAUAUUGUAUUUAUAUAAUACAUCUAAUAAUUAUAAUGAUUAUCUUGUUCAGAAAAUUAUGGAUUAUAUAUAUAAUAAUAAUAUGAAUAAUUUAAAAGAUAAAAUUCAAAAAUACGAAGUUGAUUUAAAUUAUUGGAAAUUAUGGGGAUUACAAACAACACAUAAACUUAUAAAAAACAAAAUGAUCGAUUAUACAAACAUGUUACAAAGAAGUAAAGUAUGUAUUAUAAGUUCGAAAUUUGCUGGAAUGUUAAAUAAAAUGGUUAUUGAUGCUUUGUUUUAUGGUUGUGUUGUUAUAUCGGAUAAAACACAUAACAAAGAUAUAAAUAAAUUUAUAGUUACAACAAAAGUACCUUUUGAAUAUUAUGAAAUAUCAGAUCUUAUAUAUAAUAAAGAAAAUAUGACUUCACUAGCCAAUGAUCUUAUAGACAAAAUUAAUACAACAUUAGAAGAAGUUAAAAGUGGAAAAAGAAAUCAAAUGAGGAUUGACGUAUUCAAAACUAUUUUAAAUACAUAUACAUAUAGUGCUGUUAUAUUAAAUUGGAUUAUACCUUCUAUAUAUUUUCAUUAUAAUAAAGAAAAAUAUGAAAUUAAAAAUAAUUAUUUUGUUCUUCCACAAUAUUUUGAAAAAAUUAUAUCCAAAAGUUUAAAAAUUACAAGUGCCAAAAGAGAAAAAAUUAUUGCAAACAUUGAUUUAUCUUUACAAGAAGAUCUUGUUAUGAAUAAUAAUGAAGUCGUAGCAUGGGGUAUUAUAUGGUUUUUAAUAUUUUCAAUAAUUCUUUUCUAUAUGCUAAAAAAUAGUAGUCUUGUUACAUUCUUGUUCAGACAACAUAAAUUACAUAGAUAA
Messenger RNA from Plasmodium falciparum 3D7, 4011 nucleotides. It is a transcript of the gene GP2, whose product is annotated as golgi protein 2. Lineage: Eukaryota; Apicomplexa; Aconoidasida; Haemosporida; Plasmodiidae. The record is from RefSeq and is a predicted model, not a curated record.